Eimeria acervulina is the source of this 1563-nucleotide messenger RNA. RefSeq lists its product as hypothetical. Lineage: Eukaryota; Apicomplexa; Conoidasida; Eucoccidiorida; Eimeriidae. The record is from RefSeq and is a predicted model, not a curated record. The transcript is spliced from 10 exons. Bases 1 to 1563 code for a protein of 520 amino acids.
AUGAGCAGUUCACACAUUGCGCAGGAACUUUCGGCAGUGCGAAAACAGUACCUGCAGCAGACGGCUGAAGUUGCGAAGCUUUCUGAGCAGUAUGGUGCAAUUCGGGCUUCGUCAGAUUCAGCUGCUGUGGAACUUGCAGCUGCUCGGAAGCAGCUUUCUAUGGCAAAAGCGGAGGCCGAGCUGGCAGUGAGCGACCGCAUUGACUUGAUGAAGGAAAACAGCCAUCUGAGGCAAGAAUUUACGCAGGCGAUGAGUGGGAUCAUGCUUUACUUUUUGAAGCUCGAGGAUGAACGUAAGAGACUUCUCCCGUUUGAGAUAGAAUGCGAACGGAUGCGGGCACGCAUGGUUCUUGAAGAAACUCGAAUUAAAGAGAUAACUGAGAAGCACGCAGAAACACUGCUUCAAUUGAAGACGACGUUGGCGGACGAGAAGGCCCUUAGGCAUGAGAUAGAGAGUCAGGCCAAUGAGAUCGCCACACUUGCUACUGACCUUAGAUCGGCUAACCAGCGCGACGCACAGAAAGCUGAACAGUUGCGGGCAACCAUGGAGGAGGCGCGACGCUUUGAAAACGAGGCGCAACGACGCCUUGAAGAUGUAGCUCGUCUAGAAGCCGAGAAUGCCAAGAUAGCAAAAGAACUCGAGUGCUACUCGAAAAAGCAUUUUCAGGACCUUACAGAAACUCUAGCAGAGAAACAGAAGCUCAAACUGGAACUGGAUGCAGCAACAGAGUACAACAAUCAGUUGUCGGUAGAGCUUCAACUCAUGAAAGAGUCAAACUGGAGGCAGAAGGAGGAACUAAGGAGCUCACGAGAGGAAAUCACCAUGCUUUCAAGCAAAGUGCAAGAGCUGAUGCGCCAGGCAGAUAUAUUUAAACUAGAAGCUACUUUGGAGGCACUUAGGCAAGAGCUGAUGCGUAAAGAUUCGAGCGAAAAAGAAGCACUUAGUCGGAUGAGGGUGCAACUGCAAGGAGCGCAACAGCAGCAUGAGGCAGCAGUGGCAAAGAAGAAGCAGUUGCGAACUCAGCUCAUGGAGGCUACAAGAGCAUUACAUGUGACUCGAGUGAGAAAUGAAGAGAAACAGACAGCUCUAGCUGCGGCAAACGGAGCGGCAAAAGAAAAAGACUUGGCUGAAAAAUGCGCAACUCUCGAGACGAAGUUGGAAGAAGUGAAAAGACAUCAUGAAAUCGAAGCAGCUAAAAGGCAGCGAGAUAACCUUGAAGUACGCCGCCAUCAGCAGGAGCUUGCAAGCUGCAGAAAGCUUUUGCAGGUAACUCCCCGCAUCCAGCUCGGCCUACCUGAGGAGUCUGCCGAGAGGGCUGAGGCUGAAGCAGCUUGGGCCCGUACUGUUGAGGAACAGGUUCAACAGAGAGUGUCGGUACUGGAGAAGGACUUUGCCUUGCGCAUAGCGAAGAUCCGCAAGAAGGUUGCAGAAAGGGCAGAAUACAAUCACCUCCUCGAUGAGCUACUUGCGGCUGGUAUGUUUCCACCUUUGGCCAGCCUUGGCAAUCCUAUGAAGCAAACGAUGCAGAAGCGGCUAACAGAUGCAAAGCGGGCACGUGUGUGA